Clarias gariepinus (North African catfish) is the source of this 4799-nucleotide messenger RNA. It is a transcript of the gene tmem259, whose product is annotated as transmembrane protein 259. Gene Ontology annotation, biological process: positive regulation of ERAD pathway; response to endoplasmic reticulum stress. The coding region runs from base 733 to 2742 and encodes 669 amino acids. Gene Ontology annotation, cellular component: endoplasmic reticulum. Lineage: Eukaryota; Metazoa; Chordata; Actinopteri; Siluriformes; Clariidae. The record is from RefSeq and is a predicted model, not a curated record. The transcript has 11 exons.
CGGUCCCUCCCGAGUCCGUCUAAGAUCUUGUGUAAACAGGGGGACCGAUCGGGAGUCACUGCAGUGUCUGUCUAAAACGCCAGGUGUGGGAUUAUAUAAUAAGUUUGUGUGACAGCCUGUCCGGGUCUACAUGUUCCAUGGAGCUGGUGUUGGUUAAACAGCACAACAUACGGGUCCCGCGGUGGCUAUAGCUACUCACCAACCCGCACGUCACCGCGGCUAACAGGCGUCGCUAACACUCAGACUUUACUCUUUACUCGGCGGGAACAUAACCUUACAGUAUAUCUGACUAAUUUUAUUUGGUGGAAAUACAAAACGGGUUAAAAAAAAAUAAGUAGGUGUAAUGCUGGCAGGCUGGUAAGGUUAACGAGCUUGUUAGCCGGCUAGCUAGGCAAACUUGACUGAAGCUAAGGUGUUUCCUAGUUUAGCUAGUUUGUGGGAAAAAAAAUCAUUUGUUGGAUAUUUAACAGCGUGACAUGUUGGACGACAAACCCAGCUAGGACACAUUAGUUCAGUCAGUUAGUUAGCUCGCGACUCCGAGGCCAUGUCACGUGACAUGUUUAGGUAGCUAGUUAGCUUUAACCAGGGCUCGUGUCGUGUGGAAUUAAGGUUAAUCACUGUUACGGUUAGUCGCGCCGUUUCGGUUCGUUUGGUUUUAGUGCGCAAGUGAAUAUAUUCCCACAUGACCCAGACUGGUAGCUGUGCUCAUCCAGCUGUGCCACCGGAAUAACAAUGUCAGACAAUCAGGGCAACGUGAACAACAACAACGUGCCUCUGAACAACAACAACAACUUGAACAAUGGCGCAGCGAACCGACUCCGGAACCCGAACGUCAACCAGAACCCGCUGAUCAACGUGCGGGACCGGCUCUUCCACGCGCUCUUCUUUAAGAUGGCAGUCACCUACGCCAGGCUCUUCCCUCCGUCCUUCCGCCGGGUUUUUGAGUUCUUCGUCCUUCUGAAGGCCCUGUUUGUGCUCUUCAUCCUGGCCUACAUCCACAUCGCCUUCUCUCGGUCACCCAUCAACUGUUUGGAGCACGUACGUGAGAAGUGGCCACGCGAUGGCAUCCUGCGCGUGGAGAUCCAGCGCAACUCCAGCCGCGCCCCCAUAUUCCUGCAGUUCUACGAGACAGAGGGAUUUCAGGGGCUUGUCAAGGAGCCAGACGGCGGUGCGGAGGACACCGGCCAAGUUCCCGUUCAUCAAGAGGACGAGGAAGAAGAGGAGAUGACGGUUGAAAUGUUCGACAACAGCUCAGUGAGGUUUGAGCUUGACAUUGAACCCCGGUUGAAGCCUUUAGUGAGCGAUGACGCCCCAGGCUCAUCCUCAAACGACAGCCAGGACCUCUCCUUCAGCCAAGCACCCUCUAAAGGUAUGCAGCCGCUGAGGGAGACUGUCUCCGAGAUUGAGAUGCUUACGAGAGCAGUGUGGCCUCAAGAGGAGUAUAUAGUGGAGUAUUCCCUGGAGUAUGGUUUUCUGCGGCUGUCUCAAACCACACGACAACGUCUCAACAUUCCCGUCAUGGUGGUUACCCUGGACCCAGUAAAGGACCAGUGCUUUGGAGAUGGGUUUAGCCGCUUCCUUUUGGACGAGUUCCUCGGCUACGACGAUAUACUAAUGUCUAGUGUUAAGGCCUUGGCAGAAAAUGAGGAGAAUAAAGGGUUCUUGAGGAAUGUGGUCUCAGGUGAACACUACCGUUUUGUUAGUAUGUGGAUGGCACGUACGUCCUACUUGGCCGCCUUUGUGAUCAUGGUGAUUUUUACACUGUCCGUGUCCAUGCUGCUCCGCUAUUCCCACCACCAGAUCUUCGUUUUUAUAGUGGACCUUCUGCAGAUGCUAGAGAUGAACAUGACCAUUGCAUUCCCGGCUGCUCCUCUUCUCACUGUAAUCCUGGCUCUUGUGGGGAUGGAAGCCAUCAUGUCUGAGUUUUUCAAUGACACGACUACAGCAUUUUAUAUCAUCCUCAUCGUGUGGCUGGCGGAUCAGUACGACGCCAUCUGCUGCCACACCAACACAAGCAAACGCCAUUGGCUCAGGUUUUUUUAUCUCUACCAUUUUGCAUUCUACGCAUACCAUUACCGCUUUAACGGGCAGUAUAGCAGCCUGGCUCUGGUCACUUCUUGGCUUUUCAUCCAGCACUCCAUGAUCUACUUUUUCCACCACUACGAGCUGCCAGCCAUCCUGCAGCAGAUCCGCAUUCAGGAAAUGCUGCUGCAGAACCAGCAGGCUGCUCAGGGCAACCAGACUGCGCUGCAGGACAACUUGAACAACAACACCACCACCAACGCCGUGGCACAUGCUGGCAGACCACCUGCAGCCGGCUCGGUCACUGCCAACGGCCAGGAGCGCCAGUCACCCCUCGCCCAGCCACAGGCUGAAGGUACUAACAGCCUGUCUGCUUCUGCACCAAGUGAUCAGGACUGGAUGUCCGAGACGGCAGCCAUUUUCACAGACGCCAUCAUCACAGAGGCACUGUCCGCCCCUCUGUUGGAGACUGCAGCGCCCCCUGCAGGCAUCAGUGUCACACAGAGUGCAGAUAUGGCAGGAGAGCAUCAGGAGGGGAGCGAUAGAUCAGCUGAACCCCAAGAAGGCGGAGGAAGCGAUGAGGCAGGAGCAACUACUCACGUUACAGACUGCAGAGAACCAGAGGUGGACAAAACAGACAUACAUCAGUUGGACACCAAAAAAGAGAGCGAGAGUCACCCUGACCCAGGCACGUCCGGCCCUCACUCCGCUCCCUCCUGAGCUCAGAUUUCACUCGGGUUUAAAUCCAAAAGAAUUCUGCCUUUUUACCUCUUCAACUAGCAACAGCAGAGCUUUUCACCCUAAAUGCAUCCAUAUCGCGUCAAGGAGGAAGGAGAAGGAGAGAAACAACAGCUAUGGAGCGCAAUGUAAUCGUACCCUAGAAAGGGGUGAAUAAGAGGGAGUUAAAUGUUUUCUUUUCUUAAUGACUUGAAGUGAAAAAUGGAUGCUUCUUGAAUUAUUUUGAAAAUCCACCAUGUGUGGUGUGUUCAUUCAAAGAACAGUGGUAUUUUUUUUUUCUUUCAAAUUUUUUUUAACGAUUAUUUGUUAGUGAUUGGUGUCUUUGAACACUGGGUGUGCUUGUAUGCAAUAACGUGUUUAACAGAUAGUACUUCUGAUGGAAUAUUGGGAGUCGUUCAGAGCUCAGUGUCGCCCUGUGUUAUCUAAAGAAGCAUCUAGUCUUUAUCGUAUCCAGCAAGUCAAGCCAAAUAGCAGGUAAUCCUCUGAUUUAGAUUCGACAUUUUUUGAGGUUUGAGGUUCAUAUGCAGUAGCAGACGACCCAGUGUAACGCUGAAACCAAGCUCUCGUUUGGAAGUAGUUUACCUUGUGAAAGUAUAGUCUUAGUCCAUGAUGCCUUGAAAAAUAUGUUGUGUUUUAAGAUUUUUUUUUUUUUCUUCCAAAACUGCAUAUAGGUGUCAAGGACAGAUUUUUUUGAAAUCCUUUCUCAAGGAAAAUUCCUCUUUGUAUCAGAUUUAUUGAACAGAUUGUUGAUUUAUUAUCUUUUUUUUUUUUUUCAAUUACUGCACUAAUUUCAUUACGAAACAGGUAAGCUUUGGCUGUUUUUGUGCAAUUCCAAAAUGAUCUAUAAAGGUGGCCGAAUGAAUCCUGUCUGGUAAGAGAGCAAGUCAUAUUGUGGUUUGGCUUGAUAUUUCCUCUUUAUUUAGGGGUACAGAUAAUAUGUUAAGGCUGUUAAUUCCUUCAGCUUCAUGUUUUAUUUGCAUUCUUAGAGAACAGUUGCCUUUAGCAUGUAUUUCUAUCAAUAUGAUUAAUAGUGCUAAAGCCUACUCGGAGCGAACGUCUUAUUAAUGUGUUUGAUCAUUUUUGUUACUCGUUGCUUUUGUGUAUGUAUUAAUUGCAUUAUAAAAAGCAGCCAUAUAAAUGGGUACUUUUUUUUUUUUUUCUCCGAAAACCCAUAUUACAAAAGCUAUUAUUUCUCCAUUAAAUAUUAACUCACAUAGAAUGUAGGAGUACAAAAAUAAUGAUGCGUAUUGUGAAGCCUAACAAGGCAGAGUUCAACAUUUAACAGUAAGCAAGACACAACCGGUGUCACCAAGGAGCAGGAGAACAUUAUUAUUCAACUGCCGUUCAAACAAUAUGCAAAUCCAGUCAGUGAUUAUGUUCGUACCGGUUAGGAAAAUCAAGCAUAAUCAAAGAUUAGUGAAUGUUGUAUGUGCAAAUAGAUAAAAAAAAAAAAUGUAAAAAGUUAGUAAAACAGAUUUAAGAGAGUUAUAUUCUUUAUAGAUCAUGCCAACAGGGAAAGAUAAAUCCAGUUUAAGAAAUCUUUCUUCCACAAGUUUAGUUCAUUUGACUGCAACAGACUUUAUCCUGUCUGUUGCGUAAUGUGUACGAAUAUAUUAGGCUUAGUUUGUUCCUCCUCUCUGGGUGAGAGAAGACUGGAAGAAACUUUAAAUUUCUUUAGCAGGUUUUCAUUCACAGGCUAUGCAACAAAUGAUAAAGUAAAACGUCAGCAGCUCUGGGAAGGUGGUUUUAUCCAAAACGUGUGCAAUAAGUCAAGUCGAGAUUUUUCAGCAUAAGUGCUCCACGAAUGAGCUUUUACAAGCAAACCAUCUUUUUUCUUUCUUUCUGUUUUUCUUUUUUUUUCCCUUGCCUAUUUGCCGUUCUGUGUCAGAAUACAGGAUGAGGAGUUUCUAUUCACUUAUCAUAGACGAUGAAAUUCCACUGUUCUGUGAUGAACUCUAUUUGCUCUUUCAUUCAGAUGUAUUUAAUUGUAAAAAAACAAACAAACUGCAUAAACAGAUGAAAGGAUUUUCCACUCUGCA